Tilletiaria anomala UBC 951 is the source of this 1848-nucleotide messenger RNA. RefSeq lists its product as uncharacterized. Lineage: Eukaryota; Fungi; Basidiomycota; Exobasidiomycetes; Georgefischeriales; Tilletiariaceae. The record is from RefSeq and is a predicted model, not a curated record. The coding region runs from base 214 to 1371 and encodes 385 amino acids. The transcript is spliced from 2 exons.
CGGGCAAGCUGGCUCCCCACACCUAGAAGUUUCCCAUAUCUCCAUCUACGGAACAAUCGUCGCUGAAUGCAACUACACCCGCUCAAAAUAUGUGGGAUUCUAUAUGCCAGAUGACCCCGGCAGAGUCACUGCCUGGCCGUUGGGAGGUGUGAAAUAGCGAAUGCAAGAAUUAUCUUUCUCGCCAUCAGUAGCCUGGGGAAACGGCCAGCCACGAUGGACGCUGAGCGCAAGGACAGAGAGGACAUGAACACCUACAAGGAGCGUCUGCUCACGGAACACAUCAAGCGACGCUUCCACAGCCAUCUGACCAGGUGGCGCUGUAUGACUGAUGCUACCAGGAGUGCACCGCCACUGAUCGUCGGUCCUGGCGGCGUGACUUUGGCAGGCAAGACCACCAUCACGACGAAACUCAAAGAAAGUCUUGCGCAGUCGCCGUUUGGUAGCAGGUCAUUGAGGGUCGCGAUUUUCAGCAUAGACGGUGAGCUUGCGAGUAACUCGACGCGCAGCCUCCCUGGCGCGCUAACAGAACAGAACCGUCGCCUCUAUUCAGAUCUGUACCUGACGCAUCAAGAAUUGACGGAGCUAGCCGCCGCUCAUCCGCGCAACAAGCUCCUGCACGGGCGCGGACAGCCUGGUACUCAUGACAUGCAGCUUGGUCUGGUAUGCCUGCAGCGCUUGCGCGGCAUCAACGGCAGCUUCGCCGCCGACUCGCAAUAUGCCAUCGCGACGAAAGGUAGCGUCCAUCUGCCCAUCUUUGACAAAAGCCAGUUCGACGGCGAGGGAGACCGCAGUGACAAGACGGUACAAGUUGAAGCGCCGGUGGACAUUGUGAUAUUUGAAGGGUGGUGUCUCGGCUUUGCUCCUAUCGGGCGCGAGCAGAUUGAGCGUCGAUACAAGGAGGCGGUGCAGAGAGCCAAGCCAGAGCUGAAGACCCGCGAUGACAACCAGAGUGACGGUGAAAAGGCGCCAUACUUUCUACAGCACAACAUAGAGAGCCUUCUCGAGCUUGAUGAACGGCUCGGGGAGUACGAGCGAAAGUGGUAUCCGCUCAUCGACGACUUUAUCCAACUGCGUCCCGUCGCGCCCACUUCAUCUACCGGCGCAGCCGCAACCGCGCCCGGAUCGGCAUCGGCAGCGGGCGGCCUGGAGAACGUCUUCCAAUGGCGCCUGCAGGCCGAGCACACGAUGAUGACGUCUAAUGGCGGAAAAGGCAUGACGGAUGAGCAGGUGCGCACUUUCGUCGAGCGCUACAUGCCCGGCUACGAGCUGUGGGCCGAACAAGUCACGCACGAAGCCAGACGAUGGCACGGUAAAGGCUUGCGCGUCGACAUCGGACCGCAGCGAGAGGUGGUUAGUGUAUCUGAAUUUUGAAAUUAAAAAAAAAGUUGCAAAUGUGACCGUGUGUUCUCAUACUAUCUGCGUCGCAGCCUCACCCCAAUAGGACAGAACUGAAACCCUCCAUCAUCCGUCGACCCUUGAGUGGAAAGUACAAGCCAGGCAAUACCUCGCUUGUACGCGAUCUGUUUACAUUCCCUUUGCAUUGGACAUCCACCAGAAAUAUACCGACCACACCUGAGCCCCGGAGGCCUGUAUACUUAAGAUGGCACUUCCUUUCCUCGCCCGCCUGCUUCCCCCCUUCCCAACAAACAGACUGCUGCAAUCACCGCAUCAUCCCAUCUCGCGCCGUCCCGUGCUAUUGCGUGCGCGCAUACAAGUGGCCACCGUUCCGAGCCGAUGCACGCCUGACGCUCCGUCAUAGACGAGCCUCGCGCUGCGUAGCCUCGUUGAGCGGCCGGACGCUGUCGUUUCCAAGCUGCUUGGCGACGUUGCGCGCCACGUAGUUUGCCG